Pogona vitticeps (central bearded dragon) is the source of this 1258-nucleotide messenger RNA. NCBI's taxonomy places the organism in Eukaryota, Metazoa, Chordata, Lepidosauria, Squamata, Agamidae. The record is from RefSeq and is a predicted model, not a curated record.
AUGGGUGGCUUCAACCAUUCACCUCAUGUAUCAGCUGGCACGCAAGCCAUUCCGGAAGGUGAUUUGCCCUCACUUCACCAGAGCAGUGACGACCUCUAUGGCAUUCCUACAUGGCGUACCUCUUCCAGACGUCUGCGCCUCUGCCACCUAGAUGAGUCAGAGGCUAAUAAAGACCUCUCCCCACAAUCCAAGAGAAGACAAACAGAAAAUAUUAUAAAAAUGCUUACAGAACGUAGACUGUUGUUCUCCCCACCUGAAACAGAAUCACUUGCGACAUACUUAUUACAUAUACAUGCACUUUUCCCCAUGGCUGAAAUGUUUAUCUUUACAUUAUUUUCUGAUCCUGAAAAAGACCCUCCACAGCUGAACUAUACUGAGAUGCUCCUGUAUUUUGCCUCCAACCCUGAUGCUAUUGAAGGUGUCUACCAGGCUCUCAGUGUUGCAACUGGAACACAGAUCAAAAGGAAAAAAGAUAAAUUCUCAACUAUUCCCCGUUUGUUUACUCCUUCCGCUGAGCGGCUAAUAGCAAGUGAUGCCCAUGAUGAUUUGGUGGAGGAGGAAGCUGGUGAAGAAACUGAGGAUGAAGACGAAGACAAGGAAAAAGAAGACGAGGCAGAGUCUUUCACCAAUGAAGGAAACAUUUCUCUGGCUACACUCCUCAGAGUGUUCCGGCAUGAAACAAACAAGGCUGCUGACAACCACAGAUUUAGUGGUUAUCUAACAGCAGAGGACAAUUAUGAGCAUUUCAUUAAGGUAUACAAGGAUCUUGGUUCUGAAGCACUGGAACCCAUCCCAGUAGCACUUCUUUUGAAGCAUCCUUUCAUGCAAGAUUUAAUUAACAAUUACCAGGGAUAUAAACUUCAUACAAUUUACGGGACAGAUGGAACGCUCCCCUGGGUCAGGGUCAGCCACCUGGCAGGGUUGAGCAAAUGGAGUGCACUGAUGGUUGUGCUUAAAGGGUUCAAAUAGUAGGAUUUCCCCCCCAAAAAUAACAAGUCUUAAAAUAGGAACCAACAAAGGAUUAUAAAAUUAUUCUACACACAGUGGAUCAGACACAUGGAAUUAAUGGAGAUAACAUCAUUUUAUAAAGAAGUUAAAAUAGAGUGGGGGCAGUGGAAUGCUGAAGAUUUUGUUCCAGUACAAAAGAAAUGUUUUGGGUUAAUCUUUACUGAGUUGUAGAAAUGUGUCCUUUAGUUAGAAUAGUAGUAACUUGUAUUCUUUCUGUUCUAAAUAAAUAUUUGUGUGACUUAAGAUGAUA